Molecule: messenger RNA, 1339 nt
Organism: Diaporthe amygdali
Lineage: Eukaryota; Fungi; Ascomycota; Sordariomycetes; Diaporthales; Diaporthaceae
Exons: 1
Source: RefSeq, a predicted model, not a curated record
AUGGUCGGCUCUGACAUUGGGCAGUCUAUCACGUUCGAAAUCAUAGAUGGCAAGUUCUACGGCCUCUCCAACCAGACAAGCUUCGAGGUCGACGAGGUUGACUGGACUUCACAUUACCACUGCUUCAGGUUCCCCGUCGCGGCGCCAAAGCCAAAGACAACCGAGAGAUCGGUCAAGGACAAGAUGUGGCGAAGGCAACACGCGGAGGGGCCAAUCGAUGACCGGUGGUCAUUCAUCCGCCUGAUCCGGGAUGAGCGAGACCCAACGCAGCUACAGGUCUUGGAAUCUCGGAAGGAGUGGCUGGCCGGGAGUUCUGGACGGCGGAACUACUACACCACCAAGCUGGUCUUCCCGGACAAGGCAGAAGACUCAGACGGAAGAGAAGGCAGCAGCAGCAGCAGCAGCAGCGAUACCGACCCGGACCCGGACGCCAACAACGUCGGUGGUGGCAUCAUCAUCAACCCACCCACCGAGGCCGUUUCGGAGGUGAGGCCACACACAAGCUACGACCUAUCGCAUAGCAUCCCGCCGGCCCGCCCACGCUGCCCAUUUACCACGCACGCAGGAGACGAUGCCUCAACGGCCCUCAUGUUCACGCUGAGUAAGUGCUUCAUACGUUCAUACCACCCAGCAAGCCAGACCUUCCUGGAUCUCGUCGACGACCCCUUACGCAGCACAACCGCCACAGAACGCGACAGCGGGCCCGCAGUACCGCGGCUGCGCCUCCGCGCCGGAUCACGCAAGCUCCGCCCCGCCCAGGCGAUCCUGGCGGACCCGGUGGCCUGGGACCCAGCGCAGCCGCACGGGCGACGCGCGGCACGGCUGUACGAGGGCGAGGCGCGCAACACCAUCACCUUCUGGCCGCCGGAGAGCCCGCCCGACACACGCACCGACCCGGCCAUGCUGGCCGAGCUGCACCGCGUCGUCAACCCGCCGGCGCACGCCGGGGCCUUCCGGGGCGAGUGGGAUGAGCGGUCUUUGGUCUACUCGACUGGCACGGACGGCGGCAUGCAAGCGCUCGUAUUCGUGAGCUUCGAUCCUGGUAUCCACCUGCAGGGGCUGAAGGACUGGGAGUCCGAGUGUGCGCGGCGGGAUAGUGGCUAUGGGACUGGGUUCGGAGAGGAGGGCAGGAGUGGGGCAGAGGGGGACGGGGUCACCUUUCAUUGGCCGGCCGAGCCUGCGGCCGAGGAAGCAGGCAAGGGAAAGGGGAGGCAGGUUCCCGUGUCACCAGUUCUGGACGACGUGGACGAUACGGUGUCAUCGUCGCCUCCUCAGUCGAUCGGGUAUUGUCCUGGCUGGACCCCCGAGGCGUUGUUUGACUGGCCCGUCGAGGUCACCG